Pistacia vera is the source of this 2562-nucleotide messenger RNA. RefSeq names its product glycine-rich domain-containing protein 1. The transcript has 10 exons. The record is from RefSeq and is a predicted model, not a curated record. NCBI's taxonomy places the organism in Eukaryota, Viridiplantae, Streptophyta, Magnoliopsida, Sapindales, Anacardiaceae. Bases 148 to 2487 code for a protein of 779 amino acids.
GUUUGGUUGCUGAGAAACUGGGGGAAAAUUACAUGAAUUUGAUGUUUUGACUGAAUGCUUGACUUUUCUUCGUUUAGAAUUUUCUCUUCUUUUUCUCUAAUUGACUAGUCAUUUUGAUUAUAACCAUCAUUGUUUCUUCGGUGAGUCAUGGAAAUGGAGAAGGAACAAGAGUUAGAGUGGCUUGAAGCGCAAAAGAUUGGGAUAAGUGUAGAUCUUGUGGCUGCAGCCAAACGCCAGCUUCAGUUUCUUGCUGCUGUUGAUAAGAACCGUUGCCUCUAUGAAGGCCCUGCCCUCCAGAGGGCCAUCUAUAGGUACAAUGCUUGUUGGCUUCCCUUGCUAGCCAAACACUCUGAGUCACAGAUUAUUGAAGGGUUUCUUGUUGUUCCUUUUGAUUGUGAAUGGAUUUGGCACUGUCACCGACUCAACCCUGUAAGGUACAAAACUGAUUGUGAGGAACUAUAUGGGAAAACCCUUGACAACUCCAAUGUUGUAUCUUCCGUUCAAGGUACUUAUAAAAAGGAAACUGAAGAAAUAUGGAAUAGGCUGUAUCCGGAUGAGCCCUAUGACUUGGACUUGACAAAAGCAAUCUUGGAGGAUUCUUCAGCCGAACUUUCCGGACUUGAAAAGUACACAAAAUAUGAUCUAGUUUCAGCUGUCAGUAGACAGAGUCCUUUCUUUUAUCAGGUAUCCAGAUCCCAUGUAAAUAAUGAUAUCUUUCUUGAAGAAGCAGUGGCCAGAUAUAAGGGAUUUCUGCAUCUGAUUAAGAAAAACAAGGAGAGAUCAAUCAAACGCUUUACUGUUCCAACUUAUGACAUUGAUCUUAUUUGGCAUACACACCAAUUGCAUCCUAUUUCAUACUGUAUGGAUGUGACUGUGGUGCUUGGCAAGGUAUUGGAGCAUGAUGACAUGGACCAAGAUAGAAGUAAAGGGAAGAAGCUUGAUACUGGGUUUUCUGGAACCACUAAGCAAUGGGAAGAGACAUUUGGUUUAAGGUAUUGGAAAGCAGGGGCAAUGUAUAGAGGCAUCACUCCUUCUCCACUCACAACAGUUCCCUUCUCAUCUAACCAUGUCCGCAAGGAGGUAAUUCCAUCCAAAGAGUACCAGAAGAUAAUUGAUCUUCCAGAGUUGAAGGUCGUGGAGGUCCUUUUGGAGAUUGUUGCAGUCAAAAACUUACCCGAGGGCCACAAGGGAAGCUUGUUUGUCUUGUUUAGCAAAUCACAGCCUGAUGUUUUCUUUAAUGCCAAGCAGAAACUCACUAUUUUGUCCCAGUCCAGGGUGAAACAAGUUGCUUCUUUCCAAUGUGAACCAACUGGAGAACUUUUGUUUGAACUUGGAUCGCAUUCACCUUCUAAGAUACCCGUAGCAGGGGCAUCAAAAACAAUGGGUACUACUUCACUAUCUCUGCAAAACUUCCUGGAUCCAGUAUCUAAACUUAGAGUGGAAAAAUGGAUUGACCUAAUGCCCAGUUCUGGAACCGUGAGUUCAAAACCAAUCAGUCUUCGCAUUUCUAUCUCAUUCACACUCCCAACCCUGGCAACUCGUGUGCUUCACAUGGUUCGAUCCCGGCCAUCAUCAAAAAGUUCUUGUUUUUUUCCCAUCCCUGGAAUGGUUCAGCAUGCAAAGAGCUGGGCCCGUGUUAUUGAUGAAACUCAUUCUGAGGUGAUCAAACUUCAAAUGAGGGACUCCAGGAACGAGAAGGCAAAAGAUAGCUGCACCCAAAGUAAACAAGUUAUUGGAAUUACAAAGUCAGGCGAAACUCGUCCUCUUGCAGAUAUGGUUGAGAUUGGGUGGUCUUUAAUGGAUUCUCACAGCUGUCUUCAGCUUAAAAAGACAUCCAGUAAAGAACAUCAUAUCUUUGAGCUCAUAGGCAAUAGAAUGAUAAAAAUUUUCAAGGGCAGGAAGCUGGACUAUGAACCUAAAAAUUGUGAGAAGAAGAGAACUGAAGAAGAUUUUAUGACUUUAGUUGAAUUUUCUGCAGAAGAUCCAUACGGCAAAGCAAUUGCAUUGCUUGACCUGAAAACUGGAGUCAUCAAGGUAAAGGAAGAAUGGUUUGUGUUGCCUGCAAUCAUAUCAGCUUUUAUACUUUCUAAUACUCUGAAGAAGAAAGGAUAUGAUGAUUUUGCUGCUAAUAAUGAAAAUUUGAAGGAGGUGAAUGGUGAAAUUGAAGGUGUCAAUGGUCUCCAUGAGGAGGGAGUGCAAACCAACAUGACCACUUCUGUUGAAACUGAAGCAAAGUUAAACAUGGAUGAGGCUAACAUGGUGCAUACUGGUGGAUGUGGAAGUAUGGUGAAUAGUGGUGGCUGUGGUGGGGGCUGUGGAGGGGGCUGCGGAAACAUGGUAAAAAGUAGUGGUUGUGGAGGUGGUAGCUGUGGCAGUGGCUGUGGAGGUGGUUGUGGUGGGGAAUGCGGAAACAUGGUGAAGAGUGGUGGCUGUGGUGGUAAACCUACAUUUGAAGACAAAGUUGACAAUGAGGCAGUAGUUGCUUGAUCUUUAUGCAUAUUGGAGCACUUGCAAGAAGUCAAGACAUCUUAAUAAAAUCCCGUCAAGGGUGUUGUUACUUAU